This is a messenger RNA of Nestor notabilis (Kea), 797 nucleotides long. It is a transcript of the gene MSI1, whose product is annotated as musashi RNA-binding protein 1. NCBI's taxonomy places the organism in Eukaryota, Metazoa, Chordata, Aves, Psittaciformes, Psittacidae. Gene Ontology annotation, molecular function: RNA binding. The transcript is spliced from 8 exons. Bases 9 to 650 code for a protein of 213 amino acids. The record is from RefSeq and is a predicted model, not a curated record. Gene Ontology annotation, cellular component: cytoplasm.
ACGAUGCGAUGCUGAUGUUUGACAAGACAACUAACAGGCACCGAGGGUUUGGGUUUGUCACAUUUGAAAGCGAAGACAUUGUGGAAAAAGUGUGUGAAAUCCACUUCCAUGAGAUCAACAACAAAAUGGUGGAGUGUAAAAAAGCUCAGCCGAAGGAGGUGAUGUCCCCAACGGGCUCGGCGCGAGGGCGAUCCCGAGUCAUGCCUUACGGGAUGGAUGCCUUCAUGCUCGGGAUCGGCAUGCUGGGUUAUCCAGGCUUCCAAGCUGCCACCUAUGCGAGUCGGAGUUACACUGGCAUUGCACCUGGCUACACUUACCAGUUCCCUGAGUUCCGUGUAGAGCGGACCCCUCUCCCGAGUGCCCCCGUCCUCCCUGAGCUCACAGCAAUCCCCCUCACUGCGUAUGGACCAAUGGCGGCAGCAGCGGCUGCGGCGGCCGUGGUGCGAGGGACAGGCUCCACCCCCAGUCGCACCGGUGGAUUUCUGGGCACCACCAGCCCCGGGCCGAUGGCAGAGCUUUAUGGAGCCGCCAACCAGGACUCAGGGGUCAGCAGUUACAUCAGUGCUGCCAGUCCAGCCCCGAGCACCGGCUUUGGCCACAGCCUAGGGGGUCCCUUGAUUGCAACAGCUUUUACCAAUGGGUAUCACUGAAGCUGGGGACCAAGGAGGCAGGAGGUAAGAGAGCUUUGAACAGGAACGGGUAAUGAGAGAAGUUCUGAGCUGGCCCCUGUGCUUGGGCACUCUGAAUGCUGCUGUGAUGUUUGCUGGCCUGACCCAGCCUGCAGGAGGAGUCCUGUG